This is a messenger RNA of Fusarium redolens, 1800 nucleotides long. RefSeq lists its product as uncharacterized. The record is from RefSeq and is a predicted model, not a curated record. Gene Ontology annotation, biological process: regulation of DNA-templated transcription; DNA-templated transcription. The transcript is spliced from 2 exons. Gene Ontology annotation, molecular function: zinc ion binding; DNA binding; DNA-binding transcription factor activity, RNA polymerase II-specific. Bases 214 to 1800 code for a protein of 528 amino acids. Lineage: Eukaryota; Fungi; Ascomycota; Sordariomycetes; Hypocreales; Nectriaceae.
UACAGGAACAGAGUUACAGUCCUGCACGCACAGGCUCGGCCAGUCACCGUUUUUUUAAGUCGACCACGUUACUCCAGUUUCCUUUGACAGGACAAGACGCUGCCUUCGUGUCGUCAAUAGAUCUUAUUUCCGCCAUAGCAGCCUUUUUUUACCCGCAGCUAUCCCGUCCCCCUGUUAGUCGUGCAAUUUGUUUCCCGCAGCCACAAAAUUACCAUGACCGAGCAUCAAAAGCGCAGAUCAAUCCUAGCCUGCGAUCUGUGUCGUUUAAGGAAAAUCAAGUGUGAUUCUCGUCAACCCCAGUGUGGUCCCUGCGAGCUGAACGGUGCCAAGUGUAUCUACCGUGCCGUCGUCCCUGAGGCACGUCCGUCAAGGCUGGAAGUUGACAUUUUCGAGAUCCGCCAAAGGCUAGACCAAAUAACAGUCCUCUUGACAUCUGAUCGUCAUAUCGAGGAGAACCAGCCGGUUCACCAUGCUACACCAUCUCCACGCCCAGCGAUCGACACAUCCGAGACCGGCCACGUAAGCCUGGCUGACCGUGAUGGAGUCUACAUUGAAUUCCCCUUCAUGAUCAUUCAACGCAGAGCCAUGAUGCGCUUGCUCGAUCUUGAUCUUGAGAUAGCAAGAUGGCUUGUCAACAUGGAGCGCGCCGCCGCAUCGUAUCCGGCUUUGACUGAUGCGACUCUCGGCAGCAGUACGUCGAGGUUGUUAAUGAUGCAGUCUCACCGACUGACCGCCGACUUGGCCAGUUUCUCUGAGCAUGUCCAUACGUGGUAUCCUCUCUUCUCUGUCGAGUUCUCUGACGUAUUCUUCUACACUAUUGGCAACGUGAGCAGCUCACCUGUCAAUUCAUGUCUCGCUCUUCUAGUUCUCGCCAUAGGAUGCAUGGCGGGUAAUGACAGUGCUGCUGUUCCUCUCGAUAGGAGACCGGAACUUGUGUACAUUCACGAGGCCACCUCAUUCCUCCGAAACGUCUUCUUGGAACAUUCUAUCCCCGCUCUACAAUGCCUUGUUCUUUUUGCCAUGUACCAUUUGCAUCUUCUUCAACCAUGCCAGGCACAUGAUUACAUUCUCGCGGCCUCGUCCCGCGUACAGAAUAUGCUACGGAGUCAACAGUACCCCCCAAACUCUGACUCAGGAGAACUCCUCGGCCGCGCUUACUGGACCAUCCUCCUUAUUGAGAGCGAACUUCUGAUCCAACUUGACCUACCUCAGAGCGGGAUCUGGGCAUUUAAUGACUCUGUUCCUCUGCCAUCAGCCAGAAUGGUUUGGCAUUUCCCGACACACCGAACCGAGACAGAUACGGCUACUCUUCGAUCAUCGUCAAGCUUCUCAUCGAUACCGAGUAGCGCUCCUGCUGAACCCACUCUUGUGUACUUUCUCGCCGAAAUAGCGAUGCGCCGUAUGCUUCAGCGCUGUACUACAUCUGUGAGCAAGUCUGCCGGCGGGGGUCUACGAUACGCGCCAGUUAUUGCGACUGAGCUAGAGUUGCAUCUUCACGAAUGGUACGAUUACCUUCCACCACUAUUACGAUUUCCCAAAAACCUGGAUGAUAGGGAUCAUGGAGUUUUACAUCCGAACGCACAAUUUUUACAAGCCCAGUUCUUUGCCUGCAAGGCCUCCAUCUACUGGCCCGCCGUGUACCAAUCCAUUGAGCUUGGCGAGAUUAGUGAUGAGGUAUCCCGGCACUGUGCCAAAUAUUUCAGAGCUUACAUCGCAUUCGUUUCUGCGGCCGAAUCCUCUUUCAAGAGCUGCCGGGUUAAUGGUUGGACUUUAGCUACAAGGUGCGCUUUUUCGGCUUGA